CACAUAUAAGCAUAUCUCUGGAUGUCACUGACAAUAUAAUUCGUCACUCGCCAUGGAUGGUUAUUAUAUUGUGUCUGUUUUGGUUUCGCUGGCGUUCUAUGGACAAUGCAGUGGUCAGCGAUGUCCAACAGACUGGAUGGACGGUCCGUUGAAAACAAACUGUUACUAUUUCGGAGUGGGCGUGCCCAGGAAAACAUGGUUUGCUGCUCGGGAUCACUGCCAGUCAUUUCAGGCUGACCUUGCCAAAAUUGAUGACGUCCUAGAAAAGAAUUGGCUGCUUGAGAAAAUCAAACAGUUGUCAAGUACGUACCCCGGGGAACAGGAGUUCUGGCUCGGGCUCACAAACACGGGGGAAAACGAAACAAUCUGGAGCUGGCCCGACGGAUCGGCCCUCCCCGACAAUCUCCUGCGGUGGGGAUCAGGGGAGCCAAGCGAUCCAGUCACAGAGAGGUGUGCCGAGAUCUGGGAUAACCUGCUCAACGACAAAUCAUGUCUGACGCCAAUUGAGUAUGUCUGCGAGCGAUCCAAAUUAAUUCCCCUGACCUGUGACGUGGAUGAUGGGUGGCAGUACUACUCUGGGUCCUGUUAUAAAUAUAUACCAGCAUUCAGACCAUACAAUCAGGCAAGACAAUCCUGUCUGGAUAUGGAUGCCAAUUUAGCAACAGUUACGAAUGACGACGAACAGAAUGCGGUCAACCACAUGGCUACCAUGGUAACAAGUGCACAAAACGCAUGGAUUGGUCUACAUAUGAUUAAAAACACAUGGGUUCUGACGAACAACACCAAACUGUCACCAGCGUCCAUGCAGUACUGGCAAAGACCGCCUAACUUUGGAACGGACAGCGCCCCCUGUGUCGCAGUGAACGCUACAGCGAAGGGGACAAACACGUGGUAUGCCGAGAGCUGUGACCAGGGCAUGUCAUAUAUUUGUCGGAAACCGGAAGGUAUUUGCCCUAGUGGGUUUGAUCAACACCAGUCAAGGUGUUACUUACCUGUUUUCAAUCCGGAUACUUGGUAUAGCGCUAGCGCCUACUGUGACCGACUGGUCAGCGGGGGACGACUUCUGGACAUUAGGAGUUCAACUGAGAGCUCGUUUCUGGUCAGCUAUUUGAGGCAGCAAAAGAAACGUGGUAUGGACAGAAUAUGGACUGGUCUCUCGCGUCGAAACGUUCAGUCACUUCAGUCCGAUCAACCAAUGUGGACUUGGACCCAGAACGAGCCAGACCAACUGACCUAUUUUAACUGGGCAUCCGGAGCCUCUAGUAGGACUUCUUCGGCAGAUCGCACCUGUGUGUUCAUAUACGCAGAUGACAGUAAUGGUAAAUGGAGGUCGGAUUUAGACUGCGGCGAAAGGAUUCCUUUUGUAUGUGUGACAAGUGUCGGUACAUCUCAGCUUACCACUACUACCACGACUACCACAACUACCACUACCACUACCACGCCUAGACCAACAGCUUCAAUACAGACCCCAAGACCAGUAUCAACAACGAGAACAAUACCAACGACAACUUCAACAACAAUGGCACCCACGACUUUACCUACAGACCCACCAGUGACUUGGAGUGCAAAGUGUGGUCCUUUUUAUGAAGAAGCUCAUUAUUCCGGAUUAUGUUAUCAAUUUAACGACGAGAAACGGACUUGGAUGGAAGCUGAAAAUCACUGCAAGGCUGCUGGGGGCCAUCUGGUCAGCAUUCAGGGAACUCAUGAGCAGUUCUACAUAGGAGGAAGAAUCAGGUCAAUGAGAUCGAGCAACCUCUGGAUUAGUGCCAAUAGUCGGAGUGACCAGGGAGGCUGGGAGUGGGCAGACGGAUCACCGUUCCGUUUUGUCAACUGGGAGCCCGGUCAGCCGGACAGCAGUGAUAGCACCGAGGAGUGUGUCAGUCUGAUCGUUAGGACAUCGAGAUGGGCAGACAACUCGUGCAACGACAGAAACGGAUUUAUCUGCAAGAAACAAGGUGCUACUCCCACUACAGUCCUGCCGAAAAGCCCGACCAUGGGGCCGAAACCUGGCGAUGACCAAUACUUUGGAUGUCCGGAUGGUUGGAAAUCCUAUCAAAAGUCUUGCUUUAUGGUUAAACGAACGCGAAAGCAAUGGUGGGAUGCACAGAAAGACUGUCGUCUCAUGGGCGGGGAUCUUGCAACUAUUGACAACGAGGAUGAGCAGAAUUUCCUUGUUAGCCAGCUACCAAAAUCUCAUUGCUAUAACAUGUAUCACGAUGAUAAACAAUGUGACCAGUGGGCGGAUUUAGGGGAGUGUACAGCAAACCCGAGAUGGAUGGCUACACACUGCCAUCUGGCGUGUAAAAUCUGUAUACAGGAUUGCAAAGACAUUUACAAUACCAUAGAGUGUGCACGUUGGGCAAAAAUAGGCGAGUGUGACAUUAAUCAUGAUUGGAUGAUGAGCCAGUGUCCACUGUCCUGUGGUAUUUGUGAUAGUGUUGUAUACGGGGGAUUCUGGAUCGGUCUAAAUGACAGAUCAGAUCACAUGACGUUUCGGUGGAGUGACUGGAGUCCUGUAAAAUACACUUCCUGGGCAGAGAAGGAACCCAACAACUAUGGAACAAGGCGUGAAGAAUGUGUAGCUAUGUACCUUAAGGAUGGAAAGUGGAACGAUGCUCAGUGCGAAAAUGCGCUACCAGGUUAUAUAUGCCGUAAGCCUAAAACACUCCUGCCGAAGACUACACCAUCACCUCUUGGAGUUGGCUGCAUAAACGAAAGUAUCGGAUACAGUGCAUAUUGUUACUUAAUGGGUAACGAUAAACUGUCGUGGAGUGAUGCAGAAGAAACGUGUCAACAGGAUGGGGGUCAUCUUGCUACUGUGAACGAUAGGUACGUCCAGUCAUUCAUUGCCAGUCAGAUCGUCGACAUGACGGGCCCCUUUUGGAUUGGAUUGUCGGACCAGGAUAACCCAGGCACAUUCGUGUCUUGGAACAGUGGCUCCCAAUUGUCGUUCACGCACUGGGGGAACGCUCAUACAGGUGACGAAGACGCAGCAUGCGUUGCUAUGACGACGAAACAUCCGGUUGGUAUGUGGUUGAAGUCAAACUGUUCUGAGGAAAGCCCGUUUAUAUGUGAAUAUCCAAGAACUGGCUUCACAACGACCACUUCAACCACUGUCAGCACGACCACUGUUCAACCACCGACGUGUGCGGAAGGCUGGAACAACUUCACAGAAAACUGUUACAAGAUUUUUACCGGAAGCGACAAGUUGCCUUGGCUAAAAGCACGUUCCAAGUGUAGACAAUAUGGCGGUGAUUUACUGAGUGUGCACGGACUCAGUGAGGAGGAUUUCAUUUUCGGAACUUUGAUGACACGAUGGAUGUCCGUUUGGAGUGGCCUGAACGACAGAGAUUUUGAACGCGGGUUUUCAUGGUCCGACGGAACACCUUUUGAUUACACUAACUGGUACAUCGGUGAGCCCAACGACGCCAUGCACCAGGAGGACUGUGUAGAAAUGCCCGGAUGGUCUCGCCAGUGGAAUGACAAUAACUGCUACCUAGCAAAAGAUUUCAUCUGUAAAAUAAAGAAAGGUUUCCCUGUGAUCGAUGUCGACAACCACACUGACAUAUAUACGACAGAGACGUGCGGUAAGGACAAUGAUUGGUUCUUUCACAAUGGGUUCUGUUACCACCACCGUAUGCAGGCUAGCGAGCCAGUAACAUGGUACGAGGCCAGGAACAACUGCAUGUCCAACAACAGUUAUCUCGUCAGCAUCCACUCAGAGGACGAGACCAACUUUCUGGUAUCAAUGAUCUCACUGGCAUCUGAAAUAGGUUUACAGUGGAUUGGCUUGAAUGAACUGCAACUUGAGGGAUACAAAUGGACAGACGGUACGCCUUUGGAGUAUAUACACUGGAAUCCUAAUGAACCAAGCGACAACAAUGGCGGGGAGCGAUGUGUUGGCAUUAAUGAUGGACGAUGGAUGGAUGUUAAUUGCAAUCAAAAGUUAAGUGGAUACGUCUGUAAGAGGCCUAACAACACUGCCGCCAUUGCUACUCCCCGUCCUUCGCAUCCGCCUUUCCCUGGGGCGGGAUGUCCUCCGGGGUUCAUUUUAUCGGAUAUCAAUGAUAAAUGUUAUUACAUCUCAACAUCUGACGACGGGAUACAUCAUUACGAACAGGCAAAAGCGAAAUGCGCAGAAAAAUAUCCUGGAACACAACUGACAAGUAUUAAUAGCGCUAAGGAACAGGCUUUCCUAUUGGGUCAUCUGGGGAGGAGGGAAAACAGGGGAUCAAAAUACUAUAUUGGAUUUUCUGAUCUUCUUCGUUAUGAUGGAGAGUAUGCAUGGGAUGAUAAUACCCGAGUGACCUAUACCAACUGGGAUCUAGGGGAACCGAACACUGCAAAUGAAAAUUGCGUUGAAAUAAUUAACGACGGAGAUAAGGCGGGGUUUUGGAAUGACAUUCCUUGCUGGAAGCAACUGAGGUUUAUUUGUCAGACAAAACAAUCAAUCCAUUUCCCGACACCCCCUGCUGUUCUUCACGAUGGGUGCCCCCAUGGAUACACAUGGUCAUUCGGCAGCUGCUACAAGCUAGAUCUUUCCCCUAUGACAUGGGAUUUGGCACGAACAACUUGCAAAAUCGACUCGGCUGACUUGGUUUCUUCGGGCAGUGUGUAUGAACAGGCUUUCAUAGAAGUGUUCACGAACAAGCUGAAAUCGACACCCUUCUGGAUUGGUCUGAAAAAGAGCGAGGUAUCUGAAGAUAUGGUGUGGUCGGAUGGAUGGCCGUUGGUAUUUACUAAAUGGGCAGAUGGGCAACCGAGCCUAGAACCACAGAAGAAAUGUACAGUAUCACAAAACAGCCACUGGAAGAUUUCACCAUGUGAUUUAAAAAUGCCAUUCUUAUGUGAAAAAAGCCUUGUUUUGCCUCCCACAACGCCACUUCCUGGAAUUUGCCCUACUGAUGCAAUGCAUUUACAUAUGCAUAUGUGCUACUUGGUUGACCUGGAAACUCCGUUGUCAUGGAUGUUAGCCAGAGAUGCGUGUGUGGAGAAAGGAAUGAAUCUGGUUAGUUUUGAAAACCUUGAUGAGCUGAAUUACGUAAGGAGUCUGGUAGCAGAACAGUCUUCAGGGCCUGGUCAAAACACAUGGAUAGGGUAUAGCAGAUUACCAGUAGACGGAAAGCGACGACGAAGAGAAUCUGAAUACUAUGGGUAUGAUGACUUCGACCACCUUCAAAAUGAGUAUGAUUCCAUUGAAGACCUCCAAAGUCCAGAUCAAGGAGUUGAGUUUCGUUGGGAGGACGGGACACCUAAGGGAUUCGAGAACUGGAAUGAUAAUGAACCUUCGUCAGCCUGGAAUAACCAAGACGAGCAGUGCGUUGAAAUGUACACGUCUGGAAGAUGGAAUGACCUCAACUGUAAGACACACAAUCGGGCUUAUGUCUGUAAAGGCCCCUCACAAAUACUGACGACACCAGCACAGCCAGAAACACGGGAAACAACAACAGAAGAACCAGAGACGACGGAAAGUGUAAUGGGGUACACUGAACAAUCACGGAAAAGCUCAACGGAAGUAUCAACUUCUUCUGAAAAUAACCCGAUGCAUCACAUUCCUAGGAGAACACAUCCGCUACCGCAUAAAGAAACCAAAACUGGUCUGUCAGCAGGAGAAAUAAUCGGCAUUGUAAUUGGAAUUAUCGGUUUAAUACUGAUUGGCGUAGCCGCUUACUUCACCACUAAACAGCUGAUGAGCGCCAGUUAUAAUACGAAAGGCUGGGCUUUUACCAACGCCCUCUAUCGGCGGUCGGCGGACAGUGUGUCAAUGACGGACGAUAACUCUCCCUCGGGAUCAACAAUCAAACUAUGCACGCUAAAGAAAUGAUGAGAAAUAUUCGCAUCAAAAACAUUAAGUAUGCUAAGACAUUGUAUAACGUGAUUAUGUUUAAUGUGACGUAACAUUGCAUUCUGCGAGGUAAUUGUGAGUAUUGAUUUGAAGUAUUUCUUGAAUUAAAAAUAUAAGUACAUUCAGAAAAAUCCCAGCGCAUUGUGAAAGUCCGUAAAAUAGAUUACAAGAAAAAGUAGUUUUGCUUCCUUAAUUCGCGGUAGCAAUGUUCUUCUUUGAUUCUGUCUGGCCGUGUCCCACAUCAGUCAACUUUACCAUUCUUAAAAUUGCUCACCUACCUGAAAACAGUUUUCAAUGUGACGACAGAGUGCCUUUUAUGAUGCAUAACUCUGCAUGUAUCGUAUCUGUUUAAGCGGUGUCUUUAAAUCACACUGCUUUAUUGUAGGAGCGUAUUCCAGAUUUAGCCUCAUUUAAACAAUGAAUGGUAGCCAUUAGUAACAAUUUAAUACCAUUCAAUAGUGAUUAAAUUGUUCAAGUUUUGUCAGAUAAUGCCGAAAUUUUGCACGUGCAUUGUUCUUUUAAUACAUUUGCCAAGGCGCAAAACUAGUUGAUUGUCCGUUCGUAUUGGUGUGAUUGCAAAAUUUAUUGAAUGAACCUCGUAACACUGUUGAUUUGUAAAACUCAGUCAGUACGACUAGAAGGUAAAAUAUGCCCACUGUUAGCAAAACAUGUUUAGUCUACAAAAGUUCUGAUCCCAAAAUGACAAGAACAUAGAACAUUUCUCUAUCUAUGAAGGCCACCCAUGCAGUUUUCACAGACAAGCCGUGUCAUUGUAUAAUGUUCAUAAUUAGGAAGAACAUGUUUUAAAUAGUACCCACUAGCUAAUGAUGUAUGUUUAUUACAUCUUUAAUAUUAGGUAAUAUUCUAAAAGAUGUAAGAAGAAUGACGAAUAAAAGGAAAGUUAAAACAAAACAAAUACAAUUGAGGUGAAUAAGGUUGUAGUAAGACUAUACUCAUUUUCGAAAUAUUACUAUUGAAUAUCGAAUACUCCUGGCAGUGUAUUGCAUGCAAUUCACCCUUAUACAGUGGAUAUAUUUCUUGAUCAUUUGAUAAUGUGGUUGUACAAAAUGUAUUACUAGUUCUUUAAACCCACCUAUUCAGAUGCUGUAAAUUUGUGCUUUUUGUGUGUGAAUGUAAGUGAAAGUGUUGGGAAAACACGCCGAUUUAAAAAAAAAUAAACAACAGAAAUGUA
Mizuhopecten yessoensis (Yesso scallop) is the source of this 7037-nucleotide messenger RNA. RefSeq names its product macrophage mannose receptor 1-like. Lineage: Eukaryota; Metazoa; Mollusca; Bivalvia; Pectinida; Pectinidae. Bases 53 to 5824 code for a protein of 1923 amino acids. The transcript is spliced from 42 exons. The record is from RefSeq and is a predicted model, not a curated record.